CAUGCCCACUCCUCUCCUCGAGCCCGGCCAGCCAUGGUGACCCUGGGCCUGUCCCGUGUGGACGACGCCGUGGCCGCCAAGCACCCGGGGCUCGGGGAGUACGCGGCGUGCCAGUCCGGCGCCUUCGUGAAGGGCGUGGUCACCUUCCUCGCAGGCUCGGGCGCCGCCUUCGGGCUGCAGAUCCUGCUUCGGAGGAGGUUCCCGUACGGCUUCCAGUGGAGCGUGCUGCUGGCCGCGGUCGCAGGCUCGGCGGUCAGCUACGGGGUGACAAGAGUGGAGUCCCGGAGAUGCCGCGACCUCUGGCUCUUCCUGGAGACAGGGCGGCUCCCCAGCGACCCGGACACAGGUGGGCGCAGCUAGGAGAGCGUGGACACCGCCCUCAGCGGCCCUCGGCGCACCUGCUCUGCCGGCCCCGCAGAUUGGCAACACCCCCAAGACCCGCCCUGGAGCCGCUGUGACCAGGGGUGUGCUGUGGACAGGGCUGGUGCCCACACCCCUUCUCCAGCCCCUGCGGCCCCCACAGGGCCAAGGGGUCAGCUUGUCCAAGGCUAAUAAACAGCUUGUGCUUUC
Molecule: messenger RNA, 570 nt
Organism: Lepus europaeus (European hare)
Lineage: Eukaryota; Metazoa; Chordata; Mammalia; Lagomorpha; Leporidae
Gene: TMEM141
Product: transmembrane protein 141
Exons: 5
Coding region: 34-360 (108 amino acids)
Source: RefSeq, a predicted model, not a curated record